This is a messenger RNA of Lepidothrix coronata (blue-crowned manakin), 14954 nucleotides long. RefSeq names its product APC, WNT signaling pathway regulator (gene APC). Gene Ontology annotation, molecular function: microtubule binding; beta-catenin binding; gamma-catenin binding. Gene Ontology annotation, biological process: regulation of cell differentiation; Wnt signaling pathway; positive regulation of protein catabolic process. The record is from RefSeq and is a predicted model, not a curated record. NCBI's taxonomy places the organism in Eukaryota, Metazoa, Chordata, Aves, Passeriformes, Pipridae. Bases 371 to 8902 code for a protein of 2843 amino acids. The transcript has 16 exons. Gene Ontology annotation, cellular component: catenin complex; beta-catenin destruction complex; cytoplasmic microtubule.
CGGAAAAGAUGGCGGUGGCGGGGGGACCGGCCGGGGGCAGCGAGUGAGGGACGGGGCGGGCAGGGUUGGAGGGAGACGCGGUUCCGGCGUCGACGCGGCUGAGGGGAGGCAGGUGCUGGGCAGCGGGGAGGGGGAGGACGAGGAAGCCGGGGGUGACUCGUAGCGGGGAUGAGGAGCCGGGGAGCCGGGGCAGGGAGGCGGUGAGGAGGGAGCGCGACUGCCCCGUAUGCGCGGGCGCCCCUCGCCCCUCACGGCUCCCUCACUGCCCUGGGGACGGGGCGCAGCUCGGCGGCCCGGCGGAGGAGGCGGAAGAGCCGCGGCAGCGCUGGCGGGGGCAGAGGAAGGCGCACAGGGCUGAGGGCAGCCCAGGAUGGCCGCAGCUUCCUAUGAUCAAUUGUUAAAGCAAGUUGAGGCAUUAAAGAUGGAGAACUCCAACCUUCGGCAGGAGCUAGAGGAUAACUCAAAUCACCUGACAAAACUGGAAACCGAGGCAUCCAAUAUGAAGGAGGUACUGAAACAGCUACAAGGAAGUAUUGAAGAUGAGGCAAUGACGUCUUCUGGACAAGUAGACUUACUGGAACGACUUAAAGAACUGAACUUGGAAGGUACCAGCUUCCCUGGAGUGAAGUUAAGGCCAAAGGUGUCCGUGCGUUCCUAUGGGAGCCGGGAAGGGUCUGUGUCGAGCCGUUCAGGAGAGUGCAGUCCAGUCCCCAUGGGGUCAUUUCCAAGAAGAGGCUUUAUGAAUGGAAGCAGAGAAAGCACUGGUUAUUUAGAAGAGCUAGAAAAAGAGAGAUCUCUUUUACUUGCGGAGCUUGAGAAGGAAGAGAAAGAAAAGGACUGGUAUUAUGCCCAGCUUCAGAACUUGACUAAAAGGAUUGAUAGUCUUCCCCUUACUGAAAAUUUCUCCUUGCAAACAGAUAUGACCAGAAGGCAGUUGGAGUAUGAGGCAAGACAAAUUAGAGCUGCAAUGGAAGAACAACUAGGUACCUGUCAGGACAUGGAGAAGCGAGCACAGGCAAGAGUGGCGAGAAUUCAACAAAUAGAAAAGGACAUUCUUCGCAUACGACAGCUCCUGCAAUCACAAGCAGCUGAAGCAGAGAGAGCACCUCAAAGCAAGCACGAUGCAGGUUCCCAUGAUACGGAGAGACAGAAUGAAGGUCAAGGAGCAGCAGAAAUCAACGCAGCAGCUAGCAAUACUGGUCAGGGUUCUGCUGCUCGAAUGGACCACGAGACAGCCAGUGUUAUGAGCUCUAGUAGUAACUAUUCUGUUCCUCGCAGACUGACAAGUCAUCUGGGUACCAAGGUAACCGAAGAUUACAAACCACAGGUGGAAAUGGUGUAUUCAUUGUUAUCAAUGCUUGGUACUCAUGAUAAAGAUGACAUGUCAAGAACAUUGCUAGCAAUGUCUAGCUCCCAGGACAGCUGCAUAGCCAUGCGUCAGUCUGGAUGUCUUCCUCUCCUCAUCCAGCUUUUACAUGGCAACGAUAAAGACUCUGUCUUGUUAGGAAACUCUCGUGGUAGUAAAGAGGCCCGUGCCAGAGCCAGCGCUGCACUGCAUAACAUCAUUCACUCCCAGCCUGAUGAUAAGCGAGGCAGACGGGAAAUCCGUGUGCUCCAUCUUUUGGAGCAGAUCCGUGCUUACUGUGAAACGUGUUGGGAAUGGCAGGAGGCACAUGAACAAGGCAUGGACCAGGACAAAAACCCAAUGCCUGCUCCAGUGGAUCAUCAGAUUUGUCCUGCAGUGUGUGUUCUGAUGAAACUCUCAUUUGACGAAGAACACAGGCAUGCAAUGAAUGAACUUGGAGGUUUGCAGGCCAUUGCUGAACUGUUGCAAGUGGAUUGUGAAAUGUAUGGACUCACAAAUGAUCACUAUAGUGUUACCUUGAGGAGGUAUGCUGGAAUGGCUCUGACAAACUUGACUUUUGGAGAUGUGGCAAACAAGGCUACGUUAUGUUCCAUGAAGGGCUGCAUGAGAGCUCUUGUAGCCCAACUGAAAUCUGAAAGUGAAGACUUACAGCAGGUCAUUGCAAGUGUGCUGAGGAAUUUGUCCUGGCGAGCAGAUGUGAAUAGUAAAAAGACACUCAGAGAAGUUGGAAGUGUGAAAGCAUUGAUGGAAUGUGCUUUAGAAGUUAAGAAGGAAUCCACCCUGAAAAGUGUUCUGAGUGCCUUAUGGAAUCUGUCAGCACACUGUACUGGGAACAAAGCUGAUAUAUGUGCUGUCGAUGGUGCUCUUGCAUUUCUGGUCAGCACACUGACAUACCGGAGCCAAACAAACACUUUAGCCAUCAUAGAAAGUGGAGGAGGAAUAUUAAGAAAUGUUUCUAGCUUAAUUGCUACUAAUGAGGACCAUAGGCAAAUCUUGCGGGAGAACAGCUGCUUACAAACCUUGUUACAACACUUGAAGUCACACAGUUUGACAAUAGUUAGUAAUGCAUGUGGGACUCUGUGGAAUCUUUCUGCACGAAAUGCAAAGGAUCAGGAGGCGCUGUGGGACAUGGGAGCCGUCAGCAUGCUAAAAAAUCUCAUCCACUCAAAACACAAAAUGAUAGCCAUGGGUAGUGCUGCAGCCCUGAGAAACCUCAUGGCAAACAGGCCAGCCAAAUAUAAGGAUGCCAACAUUAUGUCUCCAGGAUCAAGCUUACCAUCUCUUCAUGUCAGAAAACAAAAGGCACUGGAAGCAGAAUUAGAUGCUCAGCAUUUAUCAGAGACUUUUGACAACAUCGAUAAUUUAAGCCCAAAAGCUUCUCACCGUAAUAAGCAGAGACAUAAGCAAAAUAUAUACAGCGAGUAUGUCCUGGAUGCCAGUCGCGAUGAUGAUGGUGUGUGCAGAUCAGAGAGUUUUAAUGCUGGUAAUAUGACUGUGCUUUCACCAUAUGUAAAUACUGCAGUAUUGCCUGGCUCCUCCUCUUCCAGUAGAGGAAACACAGAAAGUUCUCGUUCUGAGAAAGACCGAAGUGUUGACAGGGAUCGAGCAGUAGGUUUAAAUACCUAUCAUCCUGCUGCAGAGAGUACUGGAAACUCUUCUAAGAGAUUAGGAAUGCAGAUUUCUACUGCUGGAGGUCAGAUUGCCAAAGUUAUGGAGGAAGUAACAAGCAUGCACAUUCCGCAAGAAGACAGAAGUUCUAGUUCCACUUCUGAAAUGCACAGUUUGACUGAAGACAGAAAUGACUCAAGGAGAUCAAGCACUGCCCAUACUCACUCAAAUACAUACUUCCCUAAAUCUGAGAAUUCAAACAGGACAUGUUCUGUGCCUUACACAAAAAUGGAAUACAAAAGAGCUUCGAAUGAUAGUUUAAAUAGUGUCAGCAGCAGUGAUGGCUAUGGCAAACGAGGCCAGAUGAAACCUUCCAUUGAAUCCUUCUCUGAAGAUGAUGAAAGUAAAUUUUGUAGUUAUGGGCAAUAUCCAGCUGACUUGGCACACAAGAUUCAUAGUGCAAAUCAUAUGGAUGACAAUGAUGGAGAACUAGACACUCCUAUUAAUUAUAGUCUUAAAUACUCAGAUGAACAGUUAAAUUCUGGAAGGCAAAGCCCCUCUCAGAAUGAAAGAUGGGCAAGGCCUAAGCAUGUAAUAGAUGAUGAAAUGAAACAAAAUGAACAACGACAGUCAAGAAGCCAAAAUGCAACUUAUCCCGUGUAUGCUGAAAGUGGAGAUGAUAAACACAUGAAAUAUCAGUCACCUUUUGGACAGCAGGAGUGUGUUUCUUCCUUUAGAUCAAGAGGAUCCAGUGGUUCAGAUCAGAACAGAGUAGGCCCAGCUCUUGGAAUGAAUCAGAAAGUAAACCAGUCCUUGUGCCAGGUUGAUGACUAUGAUGAUGACAAGCCAACCAACUAUAGUGAACGUUACUCUGAGGAGGAACAACAUGAAGAGGAAGACAGACCAACUAAUUAUAGCAUAAAGUACAAUGAAGAGGAGCAUCAUGUUGAUCAGCCUAUUGAUUAUAGUUUAAAAUACUCAACGGAAGUUCCACCGCCUUCUCAGAAGCCAUCUUUUACUUUUCCAAAGACUUCUGUGCAACUCACUAAAACUGACCAUAUUCCCUCAAGCAGUGGGAGCACAUCAGCUCCCUCAACUGGUUCAAAGAGACAGACCCAGCUGCACCCAAGUUCUGCACAGAGCAGAAGUGGUCAUGCACAGAAGACCUCCUGUAAGACUCCCUCUAUUAACCAGGAAACUAUACAAACUUACUGCGUGGAAGAUACCCCAAUAUGCUUUUCAAGGUGUAGCUCUUUGUCAUCUUUAUCAUCAGCUGAAGAUGAAAUAGGGCGUGAUCAAUCUGCACGUGGCACAGAUGCAAAUAACACACUACAGAUCGCAGAACUAAAGGAAAACAGUGGGGCUCUGCCUACAGAAGGUGCAGUAAGUGAAAUCACAUCUACAUCACAACACAUCAGGGCAAAAUCAAGUAGACUUCAAACUUCUAGCUUGUCUCCUUCUGAUUCUUCUAGACAUAAAGCUGUUGAAUUUUCUUCAGGUGCCAAAUCUCCCUCAAAGAGUGGUGCACAAACUCCUAAAAGCCCGCCAGAACAUUAUGUACAGGAAACACCACUCAUGUUCAGUAGAUGUACCUCUGUAAGCUCUCUGGAUAGUUUUGAAAGUCGUUCAAUUGCCAGCUCAGUUCAAAGUGAGCCUUGCAGUGGAAUAGUAAGUGGUAUUAUAAGUCCCAGUGACCUUCCAGACAGCCCUGGACAAACAAUGCCUCCAAGCAGAAGUAAAACACCACCACCCGCUCAAGGGGUUCAAGUAAAAAGAGAUGUACCGAAGGGAAAAGUACACAGUACAGAGAAGAGAGAGCCUGGUCCUAGACAGGCAGCUGUAAAUGCAGCUGUUCAGAGAGUUCAGGUACUGCCAGAUGCUGAUACACUAUUACAUUUUGCCACAGAAAGCACACCGGAUGGGUUUUCCUGCUCUUCCAGCCUGAGUGCUCUGAGCUUAGAUGAGCCAUUUAUACAGAAAGAUGCAGAGUUGAGAAUAAUGCCUCCGGUUCAUGAAAAUGACCAUGGAAAUGAGACAGAACCUGAACAGUCAGAUGAUACAAAGGAUAAUGAAGAGAAGAAAUCAGAGAAGCCCGCUGAAGCAGAAAAAGACAUUCUGGAUGAUUCUGAUGAUGAUAUUGAAAUACUGGAAGCAUGUAUUAUUUCUGCAAUGCCAACAAAGUCUUCACGUAAAGCCAAAAAGCCUUCUCAAGCAUCUGCUCCAAAAAUACCUCCUCCUGUAGCCAGAAAGCCCAGCCAGUUGCCAGUUUACAAACUUUUGCCUUCACAAAGCAGACUGCAGUCGCAAAAGCAUGUGAGUUUUACACCAGGAGAUGAUAUGCCACGGGUGUACUGUGUUGAGGGGACACCAAUAAACUUUUCUACAGCUACAUCUCUGAGUGAUCUCACAAUAGAGUCGCCACCGAGUGAGUUGGCCAAUGUAGACAGUGUGGGUGUGGGAGCAGAGUCAGGGGAGUUUGAAAAGCGGGACACCAUUCCCACAGAAGGGAGAAGUACUGAAGAUGCUCAGAGAGCAAAAAGCUCAGCUGUGGUUUCCUCAGGUCUGGAUGAUGACAAAACAGAAGAGGGUGAUAUUCUGGCUGAGUGCAUUAACUCAGCUAUGCCAAAAGGAAAAAGUCACAAACCUUUCAGAGUGAAGAAGAUAAUGGAUCAAAUUCAACAAGCUUCUUCAUCUCUAAGUAAUAAAAACCAACCAGAAGGUGAGAAAAAGAAGCCAACAUCACCAGUAAAGCCUGUUCCCCAAAAUAACGAAUACAGAGCACGCAUAAGAAAAAGCACAGAGCCCAAAAGCAAUGUUAGUAAUGAAAGAGGCUACCCAGAGAACAGAGAUGCAAAGAAACAGAACCUUAAAAAUAAUUCAAGAGACUUUCACGACAAAUUGCCAAAUAAUGAAGAGCGUGUAAGAGGAAGCUUUGCAUUUGAUUCCCCUCAUCAUUACACACCUAUUGAGGGAACUCCUUACUGUUUUUCACGGAAUGAUUCCCUGAGUUCUUUAGAUUUUGAUGAUGAUGAUGUUGACCUUUCAAGAGAGAAGGCAGAGUUAAGAAAAGGAAAAGAAGCAAAGGAAACAGAAAAUAAAGACUGCUCUAACCCAGAACAGUCUUCAAAUCAGCAGCCAAGUAACAGGACUCAAGUUUGUCAGAAACAUCCAAUAGGCAGAAGCCAGCCUAAAGCUUUCUCUCAGUCAGCUAAAGAUAAUCCAGACAGAGGGGCAGCUACAGAUGAGAAAAUGCAGAAUUUUGCUAUUGAAAACACACCUGUUUGUUUUUCCCGCAAUUCAUCACUUAGUUCCCUCAGUGACAUUGAUCAAGAAAACAAUAACAACAAAGAAGGGGAACCUGCGAAACGUCCCGAGGCUCCUGAUUCACAGAUGGAAUCCAACAGACCACAGACUUCUGGUUAUGCACCUAAAUCAUUUCAUGUUGAAGAUACUCCUGUAUGUUUCUCUAGAAACAGCUCUCUGAGUUCCCUUAGCAUUGACUCAGAAGAUGAUCUUUUGCAGGAAUGCAUUAGUUCUGCUAUGCCUAAAAAGAAAAAGCCCUCAAGAAUGAAGGGUGAAAGCGAAAAGAAUAAUUCCAGAAAUACUGGUGGCAUACUGGCAGAAGAUUUAACACUGGAUUUGAGAGAGAUACAGAGGCCAGAUUCAGAACAUGGUUUUUCACCUGAUUCAGAGAACUUUGAUUGGAAAGCUAUACAAGAAGGUGCAAAUUCUAUAGUCAGUAGCUUGCAUCAAGCUGCAGCUGCUGCAUCACUGUCUAGACAAGCCUCAUCAGACUCUGAUUCUAUCCUUUCAUUAAAAUCUGGUAUUUCUCUAGGGUCACCAUUUCAUCUUACCCCAGACCAAGAAGAAAAGCCCUUCACUAGCAAUAAAGGUCCAAGAAUUAUUAAGCCAGGAGAGAAAAGUACACUGGAGUCUAAAAAAGUAGAGUCAGAAAGUAGGGGAAUCAAAGGAGGGAAGAAAGUGUAUAAAAGUAUGAUCACAGGAAAAGCUCGCUCCAGUUCUGAAGUUUCAAGCCAGUUGAAGCAAUCACAACAGACAAGUGUGCCUUCAAUUUCACGUGGUAGAACAAUGAUCCAUAUUCCAGGAGUUCGAAAUAGUUCUUCAAGUACUAGUCCUGUUUCCAAAAAAGGACCCCCACUCAAAAACAUGAACUCCAAGAGUCCCAGUGAAGGCCAAAGUUUGACUAGUUCUCCAAGAGGAGCCAAGUCAUCAGUGAAAUCUGAGCCAGCUCCUGUAACAAGGCAGCCAUCGGGAUUGAAUCAGAGUGGAUCAAGUAAAGGACCAUCUAGAUCAGGGUCUAGAGACUCCACUCCUUCUAGACCUCAGCAGCAGCCAUUAAGUAGGCCUCUGCAAUCUCCUGGGCGAAACUCCAUUUCCCCGGGAAGAAAUGGUAUAAGUCCUCCCAACAAACUAUCACAGUUGCCAAGAACAUCAUCUCCAAGCACAGCUUCAACUAAAUCCUCAAGUUCAGGUAGAAUGUCAUACACACCACCAGGCAGGCAGAUGAGCCAGCAAAACCUUACAAAGCAAACUGCCUUACCUAAGAGUACCAGUAGCAUUCCACGAAGUGAGUCUGCUUCAAAAGGGUUAAACCAGGCUCUAAGCACUGGUGGAUCAAACAAAAAGACUGAUCUAUCCAGAAUGUCAUCCACAAAAUCUAGUGGAAGUGAAUCUGACAGGUCUGAGAGACCCGUUCUCGUUCGUCAGUCAACUUUUAUUAAAGAGGCUCCAAGCCCAACUCUGAGACGGAAAUUAGAAGAGUCAGCUUCAUUUGAAUCUCUGUCUCCUUCUAGGCCAGAUUCUCCCACGAGGUCCCAACUACAGACCCCAGUUCUGAGUCCGUCUCUUCCUGAUAUGUCUUUAUCCACUCAUUCAACUGCCCAGACUGGUGGUUGGCGAAAAUUAGCCCCUAAUCAGAGCCCUUCUGUAGAAUAUGAUGGGAGACCAGCCAAGCGCCACGACAUAGCUCGUUCUCACUCCGAAAGUCCAUCUAGACUGCUGAUCAAUAGAUCAGGAACAUGGAAGCGUGAGCACAGUAAGCAUUCCUCAUCCCUCCCUCGUGUAAGCACUUGGCGAAGAACUGGAAGUUCCUCCUCAAUUCUCUCAGCUUCCUCAGAGUCCAGUGAAAAGGCAAAAAGUGAAGAUGAGAAGCAACAUGGAAGUUCUCUUCCUGGACACAAGCAAAGUAAAGAAAGCCAAGCACCAGCAAAAGGUACUUGGAGAAAAAUAAAAGAAAAUGAAAUUCCUCAGAUAAUGAACGAUCCUUCCUUGGGUGCCACAAAUGGCUCCGAGUCCAAAACUCUCAUCUACCAGAUGGCACCAGCUGUCUCUAAGACAGAGGAUGUAUGGGUGAGGAUAGAGGACUGCCCAAUUAACAACCCUCGAUCUGGAAGGUCCCCAACUGGAAAUACUCCCCCCGUUAUUGACAGCGUUUCAGAGAAAGGGGGUGUGAAUGGUAAAGAUCCUAAAGAGAUUCAAGAAAAGCAAACCCCAGGGAGUGCAGGUGUUCCUAUUCGUACUGUUGGCUUAGAAAACCGUCUGAACUCUUUCUUUCAGAUAGACAGUCCAGACAAGAAAGGCACUGAAACAAAGCCUCUGCAGAAUAAUCCUGUUCCUGCACCAGAAAUUAGUGAAAGUACUGUAAGUGAGCGCACACCAUUCAGUUCCAGUAGCUCAAGCAAGCACAGCUCCCCCAUCGGUGCUGUGGCAGCAAGGGUGACUCCCUUCAACUACAACCCAAGCCGCAGGAAGAGCAGCGUGGACAAUAGUUCUGCUCGGCCCUCACAGAUUCCAACUCCAGUGAACAACAGCACCAAGAAACGUGACACCAAGUCUGAGAACACCGACUCCAGUGGAACCCAAAGCCCUAAACGUCACUCUGGGUGUUACUUGGUAACUUUUUUUUAAGUGCAACAAGAAAUAAUUGGGAUUGAUUUUUUUUUUUCCUUUCGUUUUUAUUUGUUGUAAAUAGCUUUGAUUCUUGUUAGAUGGUCCUUGUUCUGGAAGCCAUAUUUGAUAGUAUACUUUGUCUUCACUGGUAAUAUUUUGCAGGAAUACCCGACUGACAGUUUGGAAUAAAAUUGCUAACACAAGUAUAUUUGUAUAGUAUGUUUAACAUGUAUUAGCAUCCCAUCCCGUAAUCCUUUGAAUAUUGCUUGUCAUUAAAGUCAUGGAAUAGUGCAGAUAGAGAAGAUACAGUCAUACUGCCUGAUCAGUAAUUUCUAGAUUACACACCAACUAAACUACAUCAGGGAAGAAUUGGUAUUAUUUAUGCAAAAAAAAAAUACUCAUUUUUAGUAUUUGUGAGUCCAUCUAACCCAAUAAUUAAUCAUGUGGCUGUGAAAUUCACAGUAAUAUGGUUUCCGCUGAACAAGCUUUCCUAGCCUGCUUUUCUGCAUGAAUGGAACUGAUGGUUCAUUUUAUGAAGUAAUGAUUAACAUUUCUGUGGUCCCAUAAUGUGCAUAGAUAGUUAUAGUGUAACAAUUUACACUUCCUUUGUGCUCUGAAAAAAAAAAAAACACCAAAAAAAACCAACUGUGUAACUGUAAAACCUUGAACAAAAUUAUUUUACCUGAAUUAGAUUUUAUCUUAAAGUAGGUAGAAUUUUUUUGCUAUGCUGUAACUUGUUGUAUAUUCUGGUAUUUGAGGUGAGAUGGCUGCUCUUUUAUUAAUGAGACGUGGGUCAUGUCUCAACAGAGACUAAAAUGAACAUUUCAGAAUAAAUUAUUACUAUAUGUAAGUUGUGUGUGUUACUUCUGCAUUACAUAAAAAUACAGUAUUUUAUUUUGAGAUGUCACCAUAUAAUGUGUUGUAUAAUGCACUUACACUUAAGGCCUGAUCCAGUAGAAUUCUGCACCUCCAAUAUUUGUUCUUCCUUAUCACUGACAAAUGGCUGUUGUAGGAUGCUUUGAACAGCUAUGGGAUCAGGCCCUAGGUCUUCUGUAAUAUAUUUGUAAUUGAGACAGUUUCACACAUCUCAGGUGCGUAACAAGGCUAAACGCAGGGUAUUUCCAGUAGCCAAGCAGUAUAAUUGUUCUCAUGACUGCAAGCCUGAAACAAUAUUGUAUCUAUAAAAAUAAUAUUUGUAAAACAAAAGUUUUUUUAAUUGGGGAUAUAAUGUAGAAUGUGAAAUAGUGACUAUAAGAUAAAAUUUAAUUCUAUUUGCUAUCUUUAUGCUUUUUGUUUAAUUUAUUUUUUAAGAAUUAUGAACGGAAAAAUAUCGCAAGAAUCCCAUGGCAGCAAGAAAUUUGUUAUCUUAGCAGAAAAAGAAUUAUCCAUAAACAGGGCAUUUGCUGCCUCGAGUUUUUUUGAUGCAAAUAUAGAUAGUGCUACAACAAUGCUGAAAAAAACAGAUUUGUGCUUUAAAAAUACAGUCUGAAUUUAGAUGAAAAUUGAUUUAAAUUACAAACAUGAGAGAACAGAACAUUAACCAUUCUGUGCAUUUUUGAAAAAACCAUGAAAUGGUUUGUCAGUUUUGUUGUAUCUCAACUGGACUGUUCUAAAGUUAGCUUUCUAAAUACUGGUUAUUUAGAAUUCAGAAUGCCCUGAUUUCAGGAAGCCCUGAAACAGAGCAAUUUACCUUUAUGGUAACUUUAACACAGUUGCAGAGUGUAUCACUUCUGUGGCUUUUGUACUUCUGAUAUUGAAAUGAGUCAGUUGAACUCACUGUAAGACAUGUGCUGAUUUAUGAACAGAAUCAAGAUACUAUCAGCAGGCAGAAGUCAAUUUAUAUAAAAGCCAAUACCAAAAAUACCUGUUGGGCAGAAGUGGUAUCUUACUUGCACUUUUGUUCUUUGCUUCCUAUCAGAUUUGUUUAGAGACAUGCCAUGUUCUUCUAUCACCUGGUGAACCUGUUAACAAGCAGCAAUCCUUGUAUUAGCAUUUGAAAUAUUUUGCAUAUAGUAUCUUCACAAAGUUUCUAAUAGGAAUAUUGGUGUCCUGUUAAAGAUGAAAUAGAGACAGAUUAUGUGAUGUGUUCAAAGUCAGGACUUCCCGUUGGAGUAGAAUACAGAUAUUUGCGUUUUAAAUGAAAGACCACUUUUCUUGUAAAUUAUGUGAUACUUUUUUUGUGAUGGGCUUUUAACAACUAACACAAAAAUACACCACGUAAUCCAGAAUAGUUGUUUAACAUCACCGUUACCUAUUUGUCCUGUCAAUUUAAGAAUUAAAGGUAAACUCAGUCUCAGUAAAGAAAUUCUGAUUUCAGUUCUGUAACUGAAAAUUACUGAAAUCAGUUUUUUAAUCAGAAGAUAAGGUGAAACCAUAAGUAAUUGUAUGCGUAUCAAACACCAGAAUGUCUUUGAAAAUUGUAGUGGCUUCUCGAAAUAGUCGUGGGGAUACUUCAUGAUCAUUAUAAUUGGGAAGUUUCUCUUAAUAUCCUCAUAAGUAACCUAUAUUUGUAGCAAAGACAGGCUAGAGAAACUUUCCAACUAUAAGGGUAGUGAUACACUAAAAUAUGCUUCCCAUGGGAGUUGUUAAAUUUCCAUUAUAGAAGUUUUAAGGAGAGGUUUAUGAAACAUCUCAUAGGGAUGGACUGUAGUAUAUUUCAUAUUGCCUGUGUGCAGAGAUGGGUUUAGGUGAUCUUUUGAAAUCUCUUCCAAAUCUACAUUUUCUCUGAUUCUUUAUCUAAAAUACUUAGUAUCCACUAAGAGCCUUUCAAAAUAUUUAAAGACAUCCAUGAUGUUUGAUUUAUGAUGGGGAUAUAAAGUUAUAUUCUAAGCUAAAUAUAAAAACAGAUCCCAGAAAUAUAAAAUCGAAAACAUGAAAAAUGAUUGCAAUAAGUAUAUUUGGUCUUGGAUUUUUUUUAAUUAUUUCUAGAUUCAUAAUAGUCAGAUUUGAUUUAUGCUGCUAAAGAUUUACUCUUGUUCUUGGUUUCAUUUGUAAGAAGUUGCCACAGCAGGUAAGAGGACAUUAUUUAUGUCAAGACAAAGAAAAGCAAGGAGCUAAGGAAACCAAGACUGAAAUUACUGUUCUUCUGGGAUGCACUGCCUUUCUUUCUACCAAUUUUGGGUAGAACUUUUUGUGACUUGUGCUCAGACCUUUAGUUAGUCCUUGAAUUAGUUUAUCAUAUCCAGAACAUACCAAACUUGUAAUUAAAGAUUAGUUUAUAUUGAAAAGUAACUCAUAAAGCUCAUUUCAGACUGUCUUACAGCUUUGUCCUCUUGAUGUGAAAAGCAGAAAUGUGACCUCCCCACAAUUUGUAAUUAGUCACUUUUUAAAAUGUACCUCCAUUUUAGUUUCUUGCAGUGUGCCAUAGUUAAGGUUACUGCUCAGUUUCUGUGAAAGGUCUUCUGACUAAAUAUUGCAAACUUUAAAGAGGAACUAAUCUAUUUUUCAUGUCCAGUUCUUUAUCAAGAGUAUUUUCCCCUUAAAGCUUAAAAAUAAUCCUGAAAACUCUGUCAGAUAUGACAGUUUAAAAAUUAAAAGCCUUGCCACAGUUUCCUGAUGAGAUUGGAGUAUUGUUUCAAGCAGGAUUUGGCUGCAGAAUACAAGUAGAGUUUAUGCUAUAAACUUCAGUAAGCCAAGUAUUCUUCAACAUAGACUAGUACCUUUGAUGGCUGUGGGAAGUUGGCUGCUGUGUCUUCUUUGGUGAAAGAGGAGGGAAAGAAAAGGGAUGGUUUUAGAGAUAGUCAGUCAUGUUGUCCUAGGGAUGUACUUCCCUUUCAUCCUUAGUAAAUUGCAUAAGCUGCACCAAAGAGAGAACAGCUUGUGCACAAAUUAAUGAGGUUUUAUUUUGAAAGUAUACCAGUAGACCAUGAAACUGCAAAACCUUUGUUUGAUAAUCUGACAACUGAAUUAUUUGAUGGCUGUUUUGCAGUACUUCAUAGCUGUCCAUCCCCCUCCCCCCUUAACAGAAAUGGGUAUUACCAAGCAGAUAAGUGUAUUAGCUUCUUCAUUCUUCUUAAGGUUAAAGAUCCAUGCCAUUUCUGGGAUUGGAGGAAUGGGAUGUGCUGUUGAAAGAAGUUUCUUUUCCAUUCCAUGCUCUUGGCUGUGAAUCAUGGCUCUCAUGUGACUUCUCAGGAGACUUGCUCACUUCCUACCUGCCCUUCUGAUGAAGGCAGUAGAAUUAGUGCUGUAUUUAGUAUGAAUUUACUCAUUGCACAGUUGUACAAGUGCCACCUGAGCUAGCAGAAAAAAAAAUAACUAGCUAGAGCUGGUUGAAAGAGGUUGGAAUAGUUUCCUUUUUGGGUGGUCAGUGGGUUGGAUUGAGCCAUGGCAGGCAAUUUUAAGCUAGUUGCAGAACUUCACCCUUUUUGACACAGCAAAAGCAAAUUAAAGUUUGAUUUAUUUUUUUUUAACUCUGAACUUAUGCCUAAUGGCUCCUAGUGCUUUGCAUUUAAAUACCUGAUGUUUGGGUAAGUCCUUUAUCCUGGACAUUCUGACAAAUGACUUCAGAAGUAUUACAUAAGUGUAUAGAUGUGGAAAAGAAAUAUUUCUUCAUCAAAAGUACCCAAAGAAAAGAAGGAGUCUACCAUAUGUAAACUUCAAGGAGACAAUUUUUAGAUUUGCAAUACUGAAUUCAAUGCAGUAAUCCUUCCACUAAAAAGAUUAAUUGCAACUAUUUGUUUCCUAGAGGGGGCGUGAAGAGGGAGAGAACAUCUCCCUUCCUUGGUGAGGUCAGUAUUACUUGUAGGGAUGAUCUGGAAAAUGUUUAGGUGGACUCUCCUUACAAGCUCUUUAACAAUCCUGUUGUUACUAGAUGCCUCCCAAAAUGUAUUUUCUCGUUUAGCUUUCAUGAAAUGGUAUGAACAGCCAUAAGAGCGUCACUAGCAAUCGUAUGUAGACUUACACCUUAACACAACUUCAUGCAUCUACUGUAAUGCCUUGCAAAGUUGCAUCCACCUGUCCAACAGCUUUGUUCUUGAUGAGAUGUGUGAUUUGGAUGAAGCUGUGAAUCAGAAGUGAAGUUAAUGUGAAGCAUGACCUUCUCCACACAUUUAAAUCUUCAAGGACCUUCUUAAUACCAAAUUACCCAAGUGUAUUCACUCUCUGGUUCCACAGCCAUCUCCUUUGCACUUUUAUGUUUAACCAGAAGAGAUGCCAACUUUUAAUUUCAUUUGAAAUCAUGUGUAGAAGUACAAUUCCUGCAGCAUAGUUUCCUAUAUGCAGAAUAACAGUUUGUAUAUGUAAAUGUGUUUAUAGAGAAUGUUACGUAGUUAAGGUUGAGUUUUUAGUCAGAAUGGUAAGUUAACUGGUUACGUGUUGUGUUUGGUUACAUAUUGGAAGUGCAAGGGAAUUUGGUGUGGUGCAGAAGAGCUUUAAGAGUUCACAACAGUAAUUAAUGCAGGUGUCAAUUAACUUGUGAUGCCAAGAUGAAUUUCCUGCUCUCAAGUUUCAGUUUACCAGAAGUGCUGUUUAUUUACUCUAAGCCUGGGUAACGCCUCCCUAGUGUAGUUUUGCAAAUUACCUUUCUUAGGAAAUUUCCACAUAGUUACAGGCUUAUGUACUUGUGAAUUUCUGCCACUUCAGGAUUUCAGGAAAUUAUUCAAAUUUUGCUGUUUGUGGAAACAUCCUUUGCUUGAAUGGCUGUGGAAUGGCAAUUAGGAUUUCAGGAAGGUGUAGCAGGAGCUGGUUCACUGAGUAAAAUGCACUUCUGUCCAGACCUCAAGCCAUACAUACAAACAGUAUUUAAUGCCCUACUUUGUGGUGGGAUGUAACAUACAUAAAGCUUGUGCUGGUUCUCUGCAAGCAAAUUGUCAUCCUGUGAGAUCAGAUGCAUUUUCCCACCUGUAAAUGUUGUUUCUCUUGAACAAACUCAGCCCACAAUUAUAUUUCCUUCAGUUUUGUUGUUUGCUUCUGCCUGGGAUGCAUUACUGUUUAUAUCCUAACUCUGUAAUUAAUUCUUUCUUCAAUUAUUCUAAUGUAUUUUGUUUCACAAUAUACUUAUUCUGAAUUUAGUCUUGCUAUGCAUAAUUUAUUUAUUACUUGCAGUGUUAUAUAAAAUUUCCUCCUGAUUGCA